AGCUAGAGAAAGCUACAGCCCCCUUCCCAUCAAUGUCCUAGCCUUCUUCCAGCAGCAGUGUCUGGAGGAGGAAAAAUGAGGUGGAUAGGUGGGAGGUUGCUUUUAGCGUUUCUAGUCUCUGCUGUCUUAGGAACUUUGGUAGCAGAUCCCUCCAUCUGCAAUGUGACACAUCAAUCUGUAUGUAAGGAUAAAUGCAUUCCUGUUUCUUGGCUGUGCAAUGGAGAAACUGACUGCCCUGAUGGCACUGAUGAACAGUGCGAUGAAGCAUGUCGUGGUGAUGAGACUGUAUGGCAAUGUGACAAUGGAAAGUGUAUUUUGAAAAGCUGGAAAUGUGAUGGAGUCCCUGACUGCCUAGAUGGCUCUGAUGAAGUGGAUUGUGCUUGUUCAGGUAACAAAAUCCAGUGCCCCAAUAAAGGUGAAUGCAUAACUCUAUGGGAAGUUUGUGAUGGCCACAAUGACUGUGAAGAUGGUUCAGAUGAGCAGAAUUGUCCAGAAAGCGGUUGUCUGCCAAAUCAAAUGCAGUGCAAGAACAAAGUGUGCAUCCUAGAAUCCUGGCAAUGUAAUGGUGUUAAUAACUGUGGAGAUGGAUCUGAUGAAGAGAACUGUGGUUUUUGCAGUGAAGCUUCCUUCAAGUGUGGAGAUGGAAAGUGUUUAAACGAUGAUCAAAUCUGCAACGAAAUUAUGGAUUGCUCAGAUGCUUCUGAUGAAAUGCAGUUUUGUGGUCAGCGCUGUUCUAAUGCAAAUGGAGGAUGCAUGCAGAAAUGUGAUGAUGUAACAUGGGGCGUCAAGUGUUCUUGCAAUGAAGGUUGGAAACUUCAGUCUGAUGGUCAGAGUUGUGUUGAUAUUGAUGAAUGUUCUGUGGACCUUAGUCCAUGCCACCAACUGUGCAACAACAUGAAUGGCUCAUUCAGAUGUGAUUGUGUUGAAGGUUUUGAACUUAAGGGAAAAACCGUUUGUGAGGUUAUAGGAAAUGCUACAGUAAUUUUAAUAGCGCAAACAGGUGAAAUUGGAAUAGUGGAUGUCAGAGCUGCAGACUACCAAAAACUCUUUUCCAUUCCUGGCCAGCCAUCUGCUGUCGCAUAUUACCUUUCUAGAGAAGCAUACUUUUGGAUAGAUGAAAGGAAAACUUUGCAAAUGUUUGUAAUUGGCGGAAGAAAUAUUACUUCCCUUUACCCAGAAGUUGGAGAUGUUAGCAGCAUAUCUGUCGACUGGUUUACAGGACAACUUUAUUGGGCAAGUAAAGAGAACAAGUGUAUAUCUGUCGGCUUAAUUGAUCGCAGGGGUUAUGUCCAUCUUCUACAAAAGGAACUUGUACCAGAUCAGCUUGUGUUAUUUCCCAGUUACAGAUACAUGUACUGGAUCAACUAUGGCAAAAAAGGUACUACUACUCUUGAGGCUGCUGGGAUGGAUGGAUCGGAUCGGCAUGUGAUUGCUUUUGUACCAGUGGAACAGCCAGUAGGCCUUACUCUUGAUCAAAUUGCAUCCCGUCUCUAUUGGAUCAGCGAGUACAAAGAGUCUAUAGAAACCAUUCGUGUUGAUGGAAGUGGCAGAUAUACAUUCCCAAAUGCCCUAAAGAAGGUGCCAAAUGCUGUAGGCCUUGCCGUGUUUGAAGGAUGGUUCUUUUUGGCGGAUGAAAAACGCUUAUUCUCCUUGUCAAGAGAUGAACCAACAGAUGGAGAUCUUCUGCUAAGUACUUCAAAACUUUCUGCAUUUACAGUGCUUCAUGAACUUCAGCAAACCACUGAUGUCUCUCCAUGUUCUCCAGGGACCUGCAGUCAUUUAUGCUUGCUAUCUCCAGUGUUGGACAAAUCUUACAAAUGUGCCUGCCCUGCAGGGCUGUUUCUCCUGCCAUCUGGAAAGUGUGAAAAUCUGAAGAUUAUGUAUGGUGAUGCCGAAGGAAUCUAUAUGACAGAACUUGGGUUUCAAGGUCUCGUUGUAAAAAAGAACGUUGUGCGUCAAGCAAGAAAUAUAAAUUUGAUGGACUUUGACUGGAAGAGAAACCUUGUAUACUGGACGGAUGAGAAUGGUCUUCUCAUGCGCUCCAAUAACAUUUUUGAAGAUGCAAAAGUAAUUCAGACAGGUGGUGCAGUUUGCAUGGCAAAGAUUGACAUUGCUACUGGAAACAUUUACUGGCUACCUUGUGAAAAAAACAAGAUUUGUGUAACCAAGAAUUCUGGUUCUGGAACAAAGGUCGUCUAUGUGUCCAGCUCCUCCAUACAACACUUGCUGCUUAACUGGGAGACCAUGUUUAUAUAUGUGGUGGAACAUGGUAAAGUGAUACAGAGGAUGAAUCUUGUUGGUGGUAACGUACAGGUUGUGUUCAAUGGUACGGACUUCACAAAAGUAAACUUGGAUCCCAAAUCGAACAGCAUUGUGUGGCAAUCGCAGGAUUUUAGAUUUUAUUCAUUUGGCCUCUUAAAAGGAAAGUUGUCCAAACUGAAGGAUAAUUUUACAAGCACAUUAAUGGAUGCCUUUGAACCUUAUAUAUUAUCUUAUACCAAUUCAAAAAUUGAAAUAUGGAAUAGAAGGACCAUGAAGCUGGUGUCCUCAAUUACUGAAGAAAAAUUGACCAAGCUUAUAAUUGUAUCGUCUAGUCUUAUCAAAGGAAGCAAUUCGGCAUGUGACUUGAAUAAUGGUGGCUGUCGGUCUGAGGAACUUUGCAUACCUGGCCCUAUGGAGAUGAUAAACUGCCUCUGCCCAGAUGAUCGGGAUAGCUGCUCUGAUGGCAUGUUCUCAGAUGAGAAUGCAUCAGAAAACCUGCUUUUCCUGAAAACUUUGGUUUGUGGACGGACCUUUUUUCUGUGCCGAGAUGGAAAAGAUUGUAUAUCUUAUGAGUAUAUGUGUGAUGGAGAAAAUGACUGUUCUGAUGGUUCAGAUGAAGAGGACUGCACAAUCUACUGUACAAAUGAAGACUUUUUUCAGUGCGAAAGUAGUACAAAAUGUUUUGAGAAGAAAUACCGCUGUGAUGGGGUGCCACAGUGUCCUGAUGGAUCUGAUGAAAAAAACUGCUGGAGACCAACAGAUCCCUCUGUUCGGUGUCUUUCAAAGACUUGCUGCGUUCCUCAGAAUUGGAUCUGUGAUGGUAAACCAGACUGCAUGGAUGAUUUUGAUGAACAAGGCUGUGAACGUAAGGAAUGUGACGGUAACAAGUUCCAGUGUACUAAUGGACAGUGUAUUCCUUAUACUAUGCACUGCGAUGGAGACAGUGAUUGUGGUGACCAUUCAGAUGAACAAAACUGUACAGUCACUAAACACGUCCGCUGUCAAAGUGGGGAAUUCAAAUGUCCAUCUGGUGAAUGCUUGCUAAUGGAAUGGAAAUGUGAUGGUGCAAAAGACUGUAAAGACGGAAGUGAUGAAAAGGACUGUAAAUUGGAGAAGAUCACUUGUGAAAAUGAGCAGUGGGCUUGUGCUAGUGAAGAUCAAUGUAUUCCGACCUUCUGGCGGUGUGAUGGUCGCACGGACUGCCAUGAUGGCAGUGAUGAAGUUCACUGCAAACUGCAGAUGUGCAAAAGUAACGAGUAUCAGUGUAAAAAUCUUAAUUGUGUUCCAACUAAUGUUGUUUGCGAUGGACAAUCUGACUGUCUGGAUGGCUCUGAUGAGGGUGGAAACUGCGAUGUGCCAUGCGAAGAAAAAUGUUCAUUUGCAUGUUUAAAGUCACCAUCUGGUCCAAUGUGCAUGUGUAAUGAAGGCUUCCGACUAAGCAAUGAUAUGAGUCUCUGCAUUGAUAUAAAUGAAUGCAAAGAGCUUGAUCCCCCACCAUGCAGCCAGUCUUGUAUAAACCAAAAUGGAACCUAUAACUGCGCUUGUCGUCCUGGCUAUUUCCUGCAGAGUGAUGGCCACAAGUGUAAAGUAACAGGUACAGAGCCUGUCUUGCUGGUAUCCGUUCAGUUUAAUCUAAUGUUGUACAAGCUGAAGACCUUGGAGGCAAAGAUUCUGACCUCUACUGAUAAAAGUUCCAUGAUCUUCUCACUGGACUAUGAUUUACAAGAGCAGAAGGUCUUCUGGAUGGACCUCAAUGCAGAAAGCAUCAAAUGGAUAACAUUGAACACAAAAACCAAAGGAACUCUUGUUAAAGGCAUUAAAUCGGAUUGUGUAGCAGUUGAUUGGGUUGGUCGGAAUCUGUACUGGACAGAUGGCACAGCAGGGCAAAUUCUUGCUACAGCACUAAAUGGAACUUGGAAGGGGGUUCCAGAAUAUGUAGUGGUUCUUGAUGAGUAUUUAGAUCAGCCACGUUCUUUGGUCAUGCAACCUCUUGAUGGAUUAAUGUAUUGGUCUGAAAUUGGAACAGAGUCACAAAUUGAGCAAGCUGGUAUGGAUGGGAGUCAAAGAAAAAUUCUAGUCAAUACGCAACUUGGUUGGCCAACAGGAUUGGCUCUUGACCUUCUUAGCUGGAGAAUUUACUGGUCCGAUGAGAAAUUUCACGCCAUUGGUUCAGCCAAUCUGGAUGGCACGGAUAUAAAGGUGCUGCAAAUGAAAAUGAUUCAAAGUCCUUUUGCUAUAACUGUGUUUGAGGAUGAGAUUUACUGGUCUGAAAUAAAGGCAAGAACUGUGCAAAAGAUAAAUAAGAAAACGGGCAAGGAUUGGUCUGUGCUAAUAAAGCGACAUGGUCAGCCAUAUGGACUUAAGGUUAUGCAUGAGGUGCUGCAGCCAAGAAUGGAAAACCCCUGCCACAAACUCAACUGCUCACAUGUUUGCCUUAUUGGACCUGCAAUGCAAGGAAGCUGUUGGUGUCCCACAGGACUUGUGCUUUCAAGCAAUAUGUUAGAUUGUAUUUCUUUACAGGAUUUACCAUUUUUGAUGAUGGUUAUGCCAGGAUCUGUUUACCAGGUCUACUUGCAUAAACUGUACCUAGAUGAUGACAAAAUUGCAACAAACACUCAGAUUAUGUCUCUGACCAAUGUUAAUCAGGUCUCAUCCUUUGAUUACAUUUUACGAGAUCGAACAUUUGUAUUUGCUGUAAAAAAUGGGGGCUACAUAGCUUCAAUAAAAAGCAAAGGGCGUGAAUCUGCAGAUUGGAAAAAAGUAAUACAUGUCGAAGACAGUGUGACUUCCAUUGCUGUGGACUGGAUAAAUGGAAACAUAUACUGGAUUAGCACAUCUAAGCCAUACAUUCAGGUUACCACGUCAAAUGGUUUGUACAAAACGACGGUGGUAAAAAAUCUGUAUCAACCAUUCUGCCUUGCUAUCUUCCCAUCCACUGGUAUGAUGUGCUAUUUUGACGCUGGAUCGGUAAUUCAGGAGAAACCUUCAAAGAUAGAAUGUGCUGACAUGGAUGGAUUCGAGCCAAGAGUUUUGUGGAAUAAAAGCAAAUUUGUGGUAGGACUGAGUUUUGCAGACUCUGGAAGAAAGAUUUAUUGGGCGGACAGAGUAUAUGGUACCAUUGAAUCAAUUGAAGUGGAUGGAUCAAAUUACAAGGUGAUACAAAGUGGUCUACAUGGCCUAAAUCUAUUUACUGCUGGAGAAGGUUAUUUGCUCUGGACUGUGUUUGCUAAUGGUACAACAAACAUUUCAUUUACUAAAGUGGAAACCAAGGAAAUAAGGUAUUAUGAAGUGGACCAAAAGGUGGUAGACCUAAAAGUUUAUAGCAGACUAACUCAACAAGGAAGUAAUGGCUGCUCUAAAAAUAAUGGUGGGUGCAGCCAAAUUUGUUUGCCAAACCUUUUCGGUCAUUCGUGUCAUUGUUCAGCUACUCAUUAUCUGGUGAACGAUACUUACUGUGUUGAAGAGUUGAGGUGCCCCCAUGAUUCUCAGCCUUGUAAAGAUCACUUAAAAUGUGUCGCUAGAAACCAAAUAUGUGAUCAAAAGGUAGAUUGUUUGGAUGCCUCUGAUGAAGAAAAGUGUGCAUACCUAAAAGGAAGUAAACCCAUUAUUCCUUCACCUCUGGUUACCACACCAUCCACAACCAGACGUUUGGGAGAUCCAAGAUUUCAUUUCAGCACAAUUGCAGAUGAAAUUGAUGAGCCAGAAAGCGACCUGACCCCAGAAGAACUUGAAAGGGAGUCCAGGCCUUGCACCAGAGAGACAUGCAGCAUGAAAGGAGAAUGUGUUUUUGAAAAGGAUGUUAUUAAAUGUCAAUGUGAUUAUGGAUAUAGCGGAAAUAUUUGUGAGGUUGGCGUACAGCCACUUGCUGCUCCUAUAACUCUUGGCACUAUUGCAGUAUUUCUUGUGUUUGGAAUAGCUGCAGGAGUCUUUGUAUUUGUGUCCAGAAGAAAAGCUUUACACAGAACCUCCAGUUCCGCUUCUUCAAGAACUCUGACUCGGCAGUCUGAUAAAGACUUGUAUCCCCUGGAAGCUAGAACAAUGGAAUCCACUUUCCUUAACGAAGCUUUUGAUGCUGAAGGCAAUGCUAUUGAACAGGAAUGAAGGGGGUUCAGGUUGGUUGAUCUCAAAUGUCGUGCACUGCAGUAUUAACUGAUAUUUAUGCUAAUAAAAGUGAAUGUGUUCUACAA
Molecule: messenger RNA, 6449 nt
Organism: Rana temporaria (common frog)
Lineage: Eukaryota; Metazoa; Chordata; Amphibia; Anura; Ranidae
Product: low-density lipoprotein receptor-related protein 1-like
Exons: 35
Coding region: 76-6363 (2095 amino acids)
Molecular function (GO): protein binding; calcium ion binding
Source: RefSeq, a predicted model, not a curated record